GAUGCUCAAGCACCAGGUGAUGCAAAUCAAGAUUGCUCGUUUGGCACUUUGACCGUUUGAAGUCUGCGUGUCUACUCUGACAGUGGAUGUCUAUUUUGACAGAUAGUGUAAUUUACCAGUGUUUUGCAGAAGAUUAAUCGUCAUUUCGAUAAUCUUUUAAUCGUAUUGUUGCGUGGAAAAGUGCUUAUUAUGAAGCACCAGGGUAAAUCUUUCAAUCCUUAUGCAGGAUCGAGCUUCUUCCCUUACUCAGAAUUACGCCGUCGUCAGUACGGCUUCAAAUCCAAGCUUGGAUGGGAGAAUGAGUGCAAGCGUAGAAUAUACUCUUCAUUGAACCCCAACCAUUUUUGGGAUCCCAAUGCAUCCCUGUCUGGACCAGAACAUGUUCCAAAUGCAAACCCUGAGCAUUUAUUGGACAUAGAUGACUCAGAUGAUGGAAUUCAACACAAUGCUGCUGGUUAUGGAGGAGUUUUCAACUUGGAGUUCUCUCCUGAUGGGAAGUUGCUGGCUGCUGCCUGCCAGAACAAAGCUGUUGUUCUUUUUGAUCCCCUCACUCACCAGCAAACAGCAGCCAUUCCUUCUGCUCACAGUGACUGUGUCAAUGGCAUCAAAUUUUUAGACACGCGGUUGUUUGCAUCAUGCAGCGAUGACCACACAGUAGCGCUAUGGGAUGUUCGACACCUGCGUCAACGUGUCCACACUCUGCGGGGACAUACAAAGUGGGUCAAAAACAUCGAGUAUCAUUCAGCUGACCAGCGUCUCAUCACCUCGGGAUUUGAUGGCAAUGUAAUUGCUUGGGACAUCAACAGACCGUGUGGGGAGUCUGUACAUCAAGAACACCUCUUCAAACUGCAUGGCUUGAUGCGGAUGAAGCUCAGCCCUGACCUCAACAAGCUGGUACUCUGCACCUCUACAGGCUUCAUGCUCCUGCUGCAGAACCUUGACCUCGAACAUUUUUACCGCGACAUGGCUAACUUUAGCUUGAAAACUGGACUUAAUUUACGCGGGUGCACAACGGACGAGCGGUCCGUGAUAGGACGGUCGCGCAACAGGCCCGUCAUCAUCGAAGACUUCCCUAAGUUUAACAAGGCUCAGAUAAUUCACUCCAUGCAGAUACAUCCACAGUCGUGGGCUGUGCUGUCACGUAACACGUCUGCUAGUGAUGAGUCAGAGUGGACCUGCGUGCAUGACAUUCAGGAAUUCCCAAUUCACGAAGGCCCCAGCGAAGAUACCCCAAAAUCUACCAAAGUAAGCAACACCAAAGCCAUGGGGAACUUGCCUUCUUCCCCAAACAGAUUGGCAGUGGAUGAUAUGGAAGAGGGCGAAGAGCUGCCCUCACGAGGAUAUUACAUCGUGGGUGACGAAGUAACUCCUCGCUUUGAAGUGCUGUUGGACCAGCGUGGUGGGAAUUGGUUUGAUGUUCCCAUAGUGCGGCAGUCGGCAGUGAGAAGAGACGAACCAGAGAAUGAAGUAGAAGAAGACGAGGAAGACGAGACUGACGAGGAAAAUGACGAACAGCAACCUUUGCAAGCUAAUGCUGAAGAAAACAACAGAAAUGCUUUUGAAGAUGACAGUGAUGAAUUUGACAUUGAUGACUUGGUCGUGGAGAACAAUAGGCAGCGGGCGAUUAUGAUGGGCCUGAAUAUACUGAUAAAUCGAAACGCAGCGUCGGUAUACGGCGACCUACGGGCCGUAGGCGACGGAGAGGGAGCAGAAGCUGAAAUUCGUGAGCGACGACGACGUGGUAUGAGAAUACGUCCGGCGACACAAGCAAGUUCCUUCAGACAAAGACAACUGAACAGAAAUAGAUGGCGUGUGACACGUCGCCUGUCCCAGCUGACCCGCACGUAUAGAGAACAGCUAGCGCUUGCUCGUUUAACUGCAACCUCCAUAAACGGCGCUGCCAUCGAUGGAUUAAACCGUCAAAAUAACCCGCCGCCCCGAGCACCAAACCCAAUAGACAGCAGGAGCUGGAAUGAACGAACUGAUGAAAUAAGGCAAACUUUGCGGUCAUUGAGAAGUGGGCUUGAUAUGGUCAUGGCUAACCUGAACAACGUGCGCCAACAAAUCGACGACCGAGUCGAAACUGGGCUCAAUUAUUCAGGGUUAUUACCAGCGUUGAGAGAAGGCAUUCGCACCACUCCAAUGUUCCUGGAGAGAUACCGCUCGCCUAGUGCCACUUGGCGUGCCAUAUACGCCCAACAACGACCUCGAUUAACUCAUAACAUUUUAGAACCUAACGUUGGCGCUGGUUUCAUAAAAGAACUCUGCUUCAGUGCUGAUGGUCGUUUAAUAUGCUCGCCGUUUAAGCAAGGCAUUCGCUUGCUCGCGUUCGAUAAGAAUUGCGCUGAAAUGUCCCACUGCGUGUCGUCUGGUGAACCAGAGAAACUUGUUGUCUUAUCUCGUAUUCCUGCAUGUCACCGUCGCAGCGUCGUGAGCACCAAGUUCUCUCCGACACACCUCAUGCUCGUGUCCGGUUGCCUCGAUGGCAAAAUUGCCUGGCAUCAUCCCAUUCUGUAAUGAGAAUAUACAAUUGAUAAUCUUGUAUGAAUGCCUAAUCCAGUAUCUGAAUUGAAGUGCUACUGUACCGCCCCCGGUGCUAUGGUAGGGUAUAUAAUUGCAUCAUCUUAUGCUAGAAUAUUAAAUGUGUAUUGUGCACCUACUACAUGGAGGAGCAUUCUGACGCAUGUUUUCGUUAGCGGGUCCGUAAGGUUUUGUGUUCCCAGGAGCAGUGUUCCUGAUCUACCUACUGAUGUGUACGUAAUUAUCUGACAGUCGCAGUUCCGAGGUUAUAACUUUUAACUAUAUUGGUUAUAUAUUGUACUUUAUUGGUUAUAUUGGUAGAGUCCUUGUUUUGUGCAGGUGGCCUGUGCACAUUUUUUAGUUUCUGUUGCUGCAUCUUUUUUCCCUUAUUUCUUCUUAGUCAUUCAGAAAUGAAAAUGAUGCUUCUUUCUUGCCAGCGUCUGUACGCUGAUCAAGUUAGACUUUCAUCCGCGUUUUUGGCAAAGAUUAUUUUCUUUUUGAAAAAAUAAGGCAUUCAAGACUUGAUUGCGUAACAAAUUUAAUAGACUUGUGUUUAAUGCAACAUUGUAUACUUAAAUUACUGUGAAGCGCAAUGAAAAUCUCUACUAUCGCUGUCACUAGGGUGCUCUGAACUUUCGAUCGCGUUUCUAGGCAGUUUGAGCAACUGUAAAUAUCCAAAGCUCUUGUAUAUUAGGAUUAAUGGUAACUGUUCAUCGCUCUAUUGAGAUGAUUUCCCUCUUCAUCUCGCAAGAAAGCAGCCAUCUAACCAAUAAUAUCGUUUAUGUACUCAAUAAUCCGCAACAUUUUCUACCAUCAUUUUGUGCAAGCUUAUACAUGUCACACUUUCAAUAAUUAACUCGGCGAGCGUUGUGUGAUCGUCUGUUGAAAGACAUUUACUCACUUCUUCCAAUAUAAAAUACUUCACUUUGACUUUCCUGAUAUGAUAGCAGCUUGAUGCUUCACGAAAAUGUGCUUCAUCUCAGAUUGCGGCUACCCAUUGUCUUGCCAGUGUUGUCUGUGAUAGGUCGCUCGCUUACACGUGAAUUCUGCUCACAGGUCGAUUAUAAGACUUGUAUAACUUGUUUUAAACAAGCAGAUGAAGUGAACAAGUACUAAAUCCUGAAUAAUAUACUUUUGUGGAAUAGUGAGUUAUCCGUACGCUUUAAUCAAAUCUUUAUUAAUAAUUGGUUCGUUAAGAAACAAUUUUUUAACUUCAUCCCAGUAUUUGAGGUAAUAACUAGUGACUUUUUUAGUGACCAUACAUGACAAUUGAGCGUAAACUGCUUUAAUCGUCCUGCGCAACCCCAUUUUUUCUACAGGGCUUUUCAUUAUUUUUUUAAGUUUUCCCUGGUGCAUUCUGUAAUUUGUUUGAUUUGCUUUUUAAUCAUUGAUCUAAUCUGAGUAUUUAUUAGGUUCUUAACGUAACACUGGAUUUGUUCACGCUUUAACUCGCUCAACUUUAUAAGCGAGAUUAAAAUUUAAUAUUCGUAAUCUCAUGUACUUCAUAUAUUUGAUGAUAAAAAUUAUGUAUGGAAAUGAAUAACCAUUUAAUGGAUUCGAUGUCUGAAUAAAAAAUAUUUACCUAGGACGGGAAAUUUUUGUCCCGGUCCGUACUAAAAACCAGCAUGAGUGCUCAAGCCAAAACCGCGGUAGGUUUCUGACAAUUUUGUUCAGCUACAGUCUUUAAGAAGCCUCAUAGACGUCUCACAAUCGUUUUUAAGAUAUGUGAAUUGUAUAUGUGAUGAUUAUUAGCUAAAUCAUGGUGAAGUCUGGUGUUAGAGUUGCUAUAUGUUACUGCUAGAAAUGUAAAUAAUUUGUCAGUAGGCCUCACGUUUUAUGCGCGGAGCUAAUAAAGAUGAACGUCCUUACAUGUGUGCAGUGAAAUGGUUUGUCUAAAAAUACGCGAGACGAAGGGAUUUUUGCUGGUUUAUCUUGAAUUAAUUGGGCCAUCAUUUAUUAGGGUUAGCAAUUGAGGAUAGCUUUGCCCGUGUUUCGAUACGAACUUUCUAGUUACAAGCCCGCACUUUCAGAUGCGGACUCGGCAGCUCGAUGGGCCUGAUUACAGGUUCUUGUGUGGGGUUAACUUGGUGCAUAAGCAGAUUUAAUUAUUCUUGCCUUCAUUGUCGCAUUUUGGUAAGCAGCCCACUCACCCUGCUUCGCCUGCUGGCCGAGUAUAUUAGUUUCAGUUCAUUUUUCACUCAUGCCAGAUGACUUUUAACCUGAAUGUAACAGAUUUUCUAACAAAUUAACUGGAUAAUUAAUCACUACUAAUAAUUGGUGUCGCGGGAGUUAUCGCACUCUAAGUUAGAAUGAUCGUAACAGUCAUUGAAAUGCUCGUUGUGAUACUGCGUGGCAUUCGUUGAUAAGACAUAGGGCGUCCCAUCCGAUGAUUGUAUUCCGGAAACGUGUGAGCAGGUAAUGAUGCGGAUGUCAUAGUUUAAUGACGAUGCAUUUACAUCUUGUCCGAAGAGGUGUACGUUUAGAGACUAGAAAGAAAUCUUAAUUAUUGUUGGCUCUUGCACACUGGUCGCCGCUUAUGUGAAUAGGUACUUAUAUUGGCGGUAGCCUUCGAUCGAUCGCUAGCCGGUUGUUUGCUGGUGAUGAGAAACCAAAGCUUUGUGGGCAGAGGUGGCUAGCCAUCUAGUACAAGAUAUUUCAUCACAAGAGCAAUUCAUCAUUGACACAUUUGAUUAUAAUAUCAAUUAAUCAUAAAUUUUUUUACUGCAUUAAUUGCAUUUUGCAAACCUAAGUGCAUGUAGGUUAGAUUAAAUUGGUUAAAAAUGAAAUGUGUCUGUGAUGAAAUGUCUCCUAUGAUGAGGUGCCAGGAAAUCUGUUGGCAGACUGUCCGAAGCAACGCUCGGAUCGACGUGGAACAAUGCCUUUUUUUCUCAACCGAGUAAUAUAGAAGCCCAGGUUCAAGAUAGCUGCUCCCACAUGCUCAACUUUUAUGUUGGCUCGUAGGGCGACUGAUGCUCGCAAGGGUUAUAAGAUGACUUAUUAAAAUAUUAAUCAGGUGUAAAUGAACUACAUUAUAGCUAGUAAUUACAUGUAUGGAUAAUAUACCCUCAUAAGGAGCUACCGCCAUGGAGUAUGUAUGUCAGCGCGUCAUUUAUGUCGGCUUCAACGCCAUGAAUGACUGAAGGGUCACAAAAAUUAUUCAUUGUAAAAAAUGAUCCAUUUAUUUGAUCUAGGUAUAUCAACACAUAUUUCCGCAUGUUACACAUCAUCGCUACGCAAAACCACAUUUGCUCCAGCGAUAAAAAACUACAGAGCACUCUAGAUUUACUUGUAUUAAAUAGAAUAUUUUUACAAUUAUCACAAAAUUAAGAAUAGGUUGUAUAAAUAGCUACUACGUAGGAGCAGACGGACCACAACUAGUUAGGUGAUAUGCCAGCAGGCUCGUUCACACCACCUGCUAGAAGGUGGCAAGCUCAUGUGACCAACUGGAGGCCGGCCGCGGUGCGAGUUGAAAGCCGUGCCGGAUGGCGUGGAGUAUGAUUGAAUUUAUUUAAUUCUGACAAUGCGUCAUUGUGUUCUUCAGAACUUUCCUUACGUCAAAAAUGAACUUGAGUAGUAAAAUGCUCAAGAUUUUUAUUUUGAACAGUUUCCAUGUGGAUUAAACAACUGUGCAUCAUGUGUAAUUUUAAAGUUUUAUUAAGCAACGCAUACUCUACGCGAUUCUUGAUCAUGGACUGAAAAUUUAAUUACAUUUACAGUCCAAUUUGACAGCGACUUCAAACGACAAGCUAUAUUUUCUCGCAACGCUGAGCUUGGACGAACGCAAUCCGUUACAAAAAUCGAAAUACUGUACAUGGCGUCGCAUAACACCAGCUUGCGAUUAAGGGCUAUGAAAAGUGCAAAAUGUGUGAUGAAAUGGAGAAAAUGGUGCUAGUGGAUUUUAAAAUAUAAUUUAAAUGUUUUAAGCC
This is a messenger RNA of Hyalella azteca, 6446 nucleotides long. RefSeq names its product DDB1- and CUL4-associated factor 10 homolog. Gene Ontology annotation, cellular component: Cul4-RING E3 ubiquitin ligase complex. Bases 190 to 2517 code for a protein of 775 amino acids. The transcript has 8 exons. Gene Ontology annotation, molecular function: protein binding. The record is from RefSeq and is a predicted model, not a curated record. NCBI's taxonomy places the organism in Eukaryota, Metazoa, Arthropoda, Malacostraca, Amphipoda, Hyalellidae.